AGAUCAUUCCUGAUGUCUCUUUUGUUGUUAGUCGGGAGAGCCUGAGGUCUGCUGGUACUGAAGGCUAGCAACUACGAGUACCAGAGGCGAGACCUCGCGGACCCCUGCUGCCCCAAAGAUGGCCCAUUUCUCCAGUGACGACCAGGCGAUGCUGCAGGCGAUGCUGAGGCAGUUGUUCCAGAGCGUGAAGGAGAAAAUCACGGGUGCCCCUUCCCUGGAGUGUGCCGAGGAGAUUCUUUUACAUCUGGAGGAAACUGAUGAAAAUUUUCACAACUAUGAAUUCGUGAAAUACCUCAGACAGCAUAUAGGCAACACUUUGGGUUCUAUGAUUGAAGAAGAAAUGGAAAAAUGCACAUCUGAUCGGAAUCAGGGUGAAGAAUGCGGCUAUGAUACAGUUGUACAGCAGGUCACUAAAAGAACUCAGGAAUCUAAAGAGUACAAAGAAAUGAUGCAUUACCUGAAGAACAUUAUGAUAGCUGUGGUCGAGUCUAUGAUUAACAAGUUUGAAGAAGAUGAGACACGAAAUCAAGAAAGGCAGAAAAAUAUCCAAAAGGAGAAAAGCCGUAGUUACUGCACAGACAAUUGCUCUGAUAGUGAUUCAUCAUUCAAUCAGAGUUACAGAUUUUGUCAAGGAAAAUUACAAUUGAUUUUAGACCAGUUGGAUCCUGGGCAACCUAAAGAGGUGAGAUAUGAAGCCUUGCAAACAUUAUGUUCAGCUCCUCCAUCUGAUGUCCUGAACUGUGAAAAUUGGACUACUCUCUGCGAAAAACUGACAGUGUCUCUUUCAGAUCCUGAUCCUGUGUUUAGUGACCAGAUUUUAAAAUUCUGUGCACAGAUAUUUUCUCUUUCUCCAUUACAUAUGACCAAGGAAAUUUAUAUAAGCUUAGCUAAGUAUUUGGAGUCAUACUUUCUUUCUAGGGAAAAUCAUAUUCCUACUCUUUCAGCUGGUGUAGAUAUAACUAAUCCUAAUAUGACUCGCUUACUUAAAAAGAUUCGUCUUCUAAAUGAAUAUCAGAAAGAAGUUCCAUCUUUCUGGAUUCGUCAUCGAGAGAAGUAUAUGGAAGAAAUUGUGGAGAGUACUUUGUCCUUGUUAACAGUUAAACAUGAUCAAAGCCAUGUUGUCUCACAAAAGAUUUUGGAUCCGAUCUACUUUUUUGCAUUAGUUGAUACCAAGGCUGUGUGGUUCAAAAAGUGGAUGCAUGCACAUUAUAGCAGAACUACAGUAUUAAGACUUCUUGAAAAGAAAUAUAAGUCUCUGGUAACUACAGCCAUUCAACAGUGUGUUCAGUACUUUGAACUGUGUAAGACUAGGAAAGCUGAUGAAACUAUGGGACAUUCAAAGCAUUGCAGAAACAAGCAGAAAACUUUCUACUACUUAGGACAAGAAUUACAAUAUAUUUAUUUCAUUCACUCACUGUGCCUUUUAGGAAGAUUAUUGAUCUAUAAACAAGGCAGAAAACUAUUUCCUAUUAAGCUGAAGAAUAAAAAAGGUUUGGUAUCCCUCAUAGAUCUACUUGUUCUAUUUACCCAACUUAUCUAUUACUCACCAAGUUGUCCAAAGAUGACAUCAACUGCCCAUUCAGAGAAUUACUCUCCUGCAAGUAUGGUGACUGAAGUUCUAUGGAUACUCUGUGAUCAAAAAGAAUGUGCAGUGGAAUGCUUAUAUAACAACAUUGUAAUAGAGACACUUCUUCAGCCUAUUCACAAUUUAAUGAAAGGAAUUGAGGCAUCUCCAAAUUGCUCUGAGACAGCUUUAAUUCAUCUAGCUGGUAUUUUGGCAAGAAUUGCAUCUGUAGAAGAAGGGCUUAUUUUACUCCUUUAUGGAGCAAAUAUGAACUCUUCUGAAGAAAGUCCUACAGGUGCUCAUAUAAUUGCCCAGUUUUUGAAAAAACUUCUCGAUGAAGAUAUUUCUGCAUUUUCUGGAUCAGAAAUGUUGACUGUGGUUAAAGGAGCUUUUAUUUCUGUGUGUCGUCACAUAUAUAGUACAUGUGAAGGCUUGCAGGUGUUAAUCACUUACAAUUUGCAUGAAUCUAUAGCAAAGGCGUGGAAAAAGACAAGUUUGCUGUCAGAAAGAAUUCCUACUCCAGUAGAGGGUUCUGAUUCUGUUUCUUCAGUAAGCCAGGAAUCCCAAAAUAUUAUGGCUUGGGAAGAUAAUUUGUUAGAUGAUUUACUACAUUUUGCUGCCACCCCCAAAGGAUUACUACUUCUUCAAAGAACAGGUGCUAUCAAUGAAUGUGUGAUGUUUAUAUUCAACCGAUAUGCAAAAAAAUUACAGGUCAGCAGGCAUAAAAAAUUUGGCUAUGGAGUUUUGGUUACGCGAGUGGCAUCAACAGCAGCAGGUGGCAUUGCACUAAAAAAGUCAGGGUUUAUUAACGAACUUAUAACUGAAUUAUGGUCCAAUCUGGAAUAUGGAAGAGAUGAUGUUAGGGUAACCCAUCCCAGAACUACUCCAGUGGAUCCUAUUGACCGAAGCUGUCAAAAGUCGUUUUUAGCACUGGUGAACUUGUUAUCCUGUCCUGCUAUUUAUGAGCUUGUAAGGAAUCAAGAUCUUCCUAAUAAAACAGAAUAUUCUCUUCGUGAAGUCCCAACGUGUGUUAUUGAUAUUAUUGAUAGACUUAUAAUUUUGAAUUCUGAAGCUAAGAUUCGUUCUUUAUUCAACUAUGAACAAUCACAUAUCUUUGGUCUAAGGUUAUUAAGUGUGAUAUGCUGUGAUCUGGACACUCUUCUCCUGUUAGAGGCUCAGUAUCAGGUAUCUGAAAUGUUACUAAAUGCUCAAGAAGAAAAUAUCUUGGAGACUUCUGAGAGCCACAGGGACUUUAUAAUUGAUGGCUUAUCAGUGGAGAGAAAUCAUGUUCUUGUUAGAAUAAAUCUUGUUGGUGGGCCAUUGGAACGGAUUUUGCCUCCGAGGAUACUCGAAAAGAGUGAUAAUCCAUAUCCUUGGCCAAUGUUUUCAUCAUAUCCAUUGCCAAACUGCUAUCUGUCAGACAUUACGAGAAAUGCCAGUAUAAAACAAGACAAUGAUCUUGACAAGCUUUUAUUAUGCCUCAAAAUAUCUGAUAAACAAACUGAAUGGAUAGAAAACUGCCGAAGACAAUUUUGCAAAAUGAUGAAAGCCAAACCUGAUAUAAUCAGUGGAGAGGCCUUAGUAGAAUUACUUGAAAAAUUUGUGCUUCAUCUCACUGAAAGCCCAUCUGAAUGCUGCUUCCCUUCAGUGGAGUAUACAGCUACUGAUGCAAAUGUGAAGAAUGAAAGUCUUUCAUCUGUGCAGCAGCUUGGCAUUAAAAUGACUGUCAGGUAUGGCAAAUUCCUCAAUCUCUUAAAAGAUGGUGCAGAAAAUGAUCUUACCUUAGUUUUAAAGCAUUGUGAGAGAUUCCUGAAACAGCAGCAAACUUCCAUAAAAUCUUCUCUUCUCUGCCUGCAAGGGAAUUAUGCUGGCCAUGACUGGUUUGUAUCUUCUCUGUUCAUGAUAAUGUUGGGAGACAAAGAAAAAACAUUCCAAUUUCUUCGUCAAUUCUCCAGGCUUCUGACUUCUGCUUUUCUUUGGUUGCCAAGGCUACAUAUUUCUAGUUACCUACCUAAUGACACUGUAGAAUCUGGCAUCCAUCCAGUAUAUUUUUGCAGCACCCAUUAUAUUGAAAUGCUACUGAAGACUGAGUUGCCUCUUGUGUUUUCAGCUUUUCACAUGUCUGGUUUUGCACCAUCACAGAUUUGCCUGCAAUGGAUAACCCAGUGUUUUUGGAAUUAUUUAAAUUGGAUAGAAAUCUGCCAUUAUAUUGCUACUUGUGUUUUCCUUGGUCCUGAUUAUCAAGUGUAUAUAUGUAUAGCUAUAUUCAAACAUUUACAGCAAGACAUUCUACAGCACACUCAGACUCAAGAUCUGCAAGUUUUCCUAAAAGAAGAAGCACUGCAUGGUUUUCGAGUGAGUGAUUAUUUUGAAUACAUGGAAAUUUUGGAACAAAACUACCGAACAGUGCUGCUGAGAGACAUGCGGAACAUUAGACUGCAGAGCACAUAGAUCAUGAGACACACAGUUUAAAUUCAGGUUUUAUUUAUUUUUAAAGGCAGCAGGGGGGCUUGAUGGUUUUCUGUGUCUGUAACAACAUUUAACUUGCGAAUAUACAUAUUAUAAAUCCUGAGAAGUAUAACGAUAUAUUUAAGUAGGUAUGAGCUCAAUUUGUGAAUUCAUUUUUGUAAAUUUGUUGUUUUGUAAGGUUAUUAUAGAAUCAGAUCUAGCUUACUUAUAGUUCUUAUUCAUAUUUAAGAGUUAGUCCUGGCCGGGCGUGGCGGCUCAUGCCUGUAAUCCCAGCACUUUGGGAGUCUGAGGUGGGCAGAUCACGAGGUCAAGAGAUCGAGACUAUCCUGGCCAACAUGGUGAAACCUUG
Messenger RNA from Nomascus leucogenys (northern white-cheeked gibbon), 4382 nucleotides. It is a transcript of the gene TBC1D32, whose product is annotated as TBC1 domain family member 32. Lineage: Eukaryota; Metazoa; Chordata; Mammalia; Primates; Hylobatidae. The record is from RefSeq and is a predicted model, not a curated record. Gene Ontology annotation, biological process: non-motile cilium assembly.